AGGGGACAGUGUGGUGGAAGGUGUCAGGAAGGCUAGACUCCUGUUCGGGGACACCUGAGGAUAGGCUGGGUGGCCUUAGGGAAGUCAAUGAACCUAUUAGCCUCAGUUUCCCCAUCUCCUGCAAUGGGUAAAAUGAUAUCCUACCAGAGUUUUUGCAAGAAUGGAAUAUCCUCCAUGUCAAGCUGCUAACACAGGACCUCGUGUGCUCAAAUUAACUGUGAUCAUAAAAACAUAGUUUGGUUAAGGGUCCCAGGUGGGCUGGAAUCUUUUGCUAGCCUGAGCUGCCCACUGGUGGCUGGAGAACACUACCUCCUUUACUGGUGCACAUUUCAAAUUCACUCAAAUCAAGGAAGUGUACCCAUUUUAAAGACAAAACUGAAGCACAGGGAAGAAGAGGGUGACCUUCCUAAGGACAUAGAUCAAUUUAUUGAGCUCCUUGUAAUGAUAAUCAUCAUCAGAGCCAACAGUAAGUAGCACUGUUGUGUCAAGCAGGGCCUUGGGCACUUUCGUAAAUGAGAAACUGGCGUCAAUGCUGGGCAGAUGCUGCCGUGAGCCUAGACACUGGUGUGGCAAAGGUAUGGCGAGGAGAGUAUGUGGAUUUCAGGUAUUCCCUUUCUCCAGUUCCUCUGGGCACAACACUAGGGGGCAGACUGCCCACUCAUCCCUUGGCUCCCUGGAGUGGAGACAAGUGUUAGCCCAGCCCGGGUUUUCUGGCUGAGGGAGCCAAAGACUCCGAGAGGUGAAGUGUCCCACCCAAGUCCACACAGCCAGUAGGCAAUGGAGGCUGGAUUCGACCUCAGAUGGCCUGGCUCCUCCCACACUGACCCAGGACCUUCACAGUGCUCCCCACUCAGCCCAGGCCUGGUGCCGGCACUUCUACAUGCCAUGCUCCACCCAGGAUAUCCUCUUGUGAGUCCACCCAGACGUGCAAAAGUCUCAGGCCCAGCUCUGCCUUUUGGGGUCACAGGCAGCUUUCCGAUCCAUCGAGUUAUCGGCCAAGCACCAACAGACUGCUAGGCCUCUCGCCCCUUUGUGCCGAGGAAACAAAGGCAUAGAGAUGUUUAGCAGCUGCAUCCCAAGACCCUGGCGAGUCAACGGCAGGGCAGUGAUGCACUUGAGGGCAUUUCUCCGUGUCUCCGCAAGGGUGUGAUCACCUCAGCCUAAGCCCAGCAGCUCGCCCUGUAGGGUCGCAGUCUCCUAAGUAUCUCCACGGCCUGACCUGCGAAUCCAGUGAGGAAGAAGGAGCCACAUGACUUCCAUUGUGCAGGUUUCCACCUGCAAAACUGAGGUGGGGGACCCAAAGCAGAGUCGGGUUGGGACUCUGAUGGGGAGUCCCUGUGCUCCGUACAGACACCCAUGCCGCCCCGUCCGGACUCGGAGGGACCUGGUCAGCCCAGUCUGCCGGGACCACGCCGCGGCCAGGCCAGCCACUCAGGUUCCAGUGGCCCGCGAGAGCACCCUCGCUGACAAAGGCCAAGGCCGCAGGGGCCAUCCCCGUGCGACCCUGUAGGGCCCGGGGGCGGGGAGAGGCGGGCCGGCGGACUGCGCCGAGGUGCGCCUAUUGGCUGGAGCUGACGCCCAUCCGGGCCCCGAGGCCCGACAAUUGGCCGCGGGGGGCGGAGUUCGCGGAGCCCCAAUGAAUGGGGGAGCCGGAAGCAGGAAGUGAGUUUGCGAUCCGAGCAGCUGCUGCAGCAGGGCCCAUGGCGGACGCCCAGUACAUCCUGCCCAAUGACAUCGGUGUGUCUAGCCUGGACUGCCGCGAGGCCUUCCGCCUGCUGUCACCCACAGAGCGCCUGUAUGCCCACCAUCUGUCACGGGCCGCCUGGUACGGAGGCCUGGCUGUGCUGCUGCAGACCUCCCCUGAGGCCCCCUACAUCUAUGCCCUGCUCAGCCGCCUCUUCCGUGCCCAGGACCCAGACCAGCUGCGCCAGCAUGCCCUGGCUGAGGGCCUUACCGAGGAGGAGUAUCAGGCGUUCCUGGUCUAUGCUGCAGGUAUCUACUCCAACAUGGGCAACUACAAGUCCUUUGGCGACACCAAGUUUGUUCCCAACCUGCCCAAGGAGAAGCUGGAACGUGUGAUCCUGGGAAGUAAGGCUGCUCAGCAGAACCCGGCAGAAGUCAGGAGCCUCUGGCAGACCUGCGGGGAGCUCAUGUUCUCUCUGGAGCCGCGGCUUCGACACCUCGGGCUGGGGAAGGAGGGAAUCACCACCUAUUUCUCCAGGAAUUGCACCAUGGAAGAUGCCAAACUGGCCCAAGACUUUCUGGACUCACAGAACCUCAGUGCCUACAACACGCGGCUCUUCAAGGAUGUCGACCAGGAUGGGAAGCCCCGCUAUGAGGUGCGGCUGGCUUCUGUGCUUGGCACGGAGUCUGCUCUGCAUUCCGAAAUGACGUCCAGGCUGAAGAGCUACGAAUUCCGUGGGAACCAUUUUCAGGUGACGCGGGGGGACUAUGCACCUAUCCUCCAGAAGGUGGUGGAGCACCUGGAGAGAGCCAAGGCAUAUGCAGCCAACAGCCGGCAGGAACAGAUGCUGGCUCAGUACAUAGAGAGUUUCACCCAGGGCUCCAUCGAGGCCCACAAGAGGGGCUCCCGCUUCUGGAUACAGGACAAAGGCCCCAUCGUAGAGAGUUACAUCGGGUUCAUCGAGAGCUACCGAGACCCCUUUGGUUCCCGUGGAGAGUUUGAAGGCUUUGUGGCCAUGGUGAACAAGGCCAUGAGUGCCAAGUUUGAGUGUCUGGUGGCAAGCGCAGAACAGCUGCUGAAGGAGCUGCCCUGGCCCCCGGCCUUCGAGAAGGACAAGUUCCUCAGCCCCGACUUCACCUCCCUGGAUGUUCUCACCUUCUCUGGCUCUGGCAUCCCUGCUGGCAUCAACAUUCCCAACUAUGACGACCUAAGGCAGACGGAAGGCUUUAAGAACGUGUCACUGGGGAACGUGCUGGCUGUGGCGUACGCUACACAGCGGGAGAAGCUUACCUUCCUGGAGGAGGAUGACAAGGACCUGUACAUCCGCUGGAAGGGGCCCUCCUUUGAUGUGCAGGUGGGACUGCACGAGCUGCUGGGACACGGCAGCGGCAAGCUCUUUGUGCAGGAUGAAAAAGGAGCAUUUAACUUUGACCAGGAAACAGUGAUCAACCCAGAGACGGGGGAGCAGAUUCAGAGCUGGUACCGGAGCGGGGAGACCUGGGACAGCAAGUUCAGCACCAUCGCCUCUAGCUACGAAGAAUGCCGGGCUGAAAGCGUGGGCCUCUACCUCUGCCUCAACCCCCAAGUGCUAGAGAUCUUUGGCUUUGAGGGGGCUGAUGCGGAAGAUGUGAUCUAUGUGAACUGGCUCAACAUGGUUCGGGCCGGGCUGCUCGCUCUGGAGUUCUACACCCCUGAGGUGUCUAGCUGGAGACAGGCCCACAUGCAGGCCCGGUUUGUGAUCCUGAGGGUCUUGCUGGAGGCUGGCGAGGGACUCGUUACUGUCACUCCCACCACAGGCACUGAUGGGCGGCCAGAUGCCCGCGUCCGCCUUGACCGCAACAAGAUCCGGUCUGUGGGCAAGCCUGCCCUGGAGCGGUUCCUCAGGAGACUUCAGGUGUUGAAGUCCACGGGAGAUGUGGCCGGAGGCCGGGCCCUGUAUGAGGGGUACGCAGCGGUCACUGAUGCACCCCCUGAGUGCUUCCUCACCCUCAGGGAUACCGUGCUGCUCCGCAAGGAAUCUCGGAAGCUCAUCGUUCAGCCCAACACUCGUCUUGAAGGCUCAGAAGUGCAGCUCCUUGAGUAUGAGGCCUCGGCUGCUGGUCUCAUCCAAUCCUUCUCUGAGCGCUUCCCAGAGGACGGGCCCGAGUUGGAGGAGACCCUCACCCAACUGGCCACAGCUGAUGCCCGGUUCUGGAAGUGCCCCAGUGAGGCCCCAUCUGGCCAGGCUUGAGACCGAUUUAUGCAGCUCCUCCCUCAACUCCAUCAAACCACGUGUAUGCUAGGGGAGGAGCAGGAGCUCAGACCUUGGUGCUACCUCAGCCGAGGGUGGUGACACUAACCUCUUCCAUUUGUCAGCACUUUCCAGUUUACCAAGUGCUUCUCCUGUGUUAUCUCAUUUGAUCUGCACUGCCCUUGGUAGAGUGGGCAAGGCCAGGCUCCUUAUUCUGCUUGCCAAGUGAGGGAAUGGAAGUUGUGAGAAGUGACCUGUCUAGAUCCUGCAGGACUCAAAACCUCUCCCAAUCCAGUGCUCUUCAUGUAUUACUUUUAUAACCAGAAAAAUAAAUAUUAGAAACAACCACCA
Herpailurus yagouaroundi (jaguarundi) is the source of this 4265-nucleotide messenger RNA. It is a transcript of the gene DPP3, whose product is annotated as dipeptidyl peptidase 3. The coding region runs from base 1641 to 3914 and encodes 757 amino acids. Gene Ontology annotation, molecular function: dipeptidyl-peptidase activity; metalloexopeptidase activity. The record is from RefSeq and is a predicted model, not a curated record. The transcript is spliced from 18 exons. NCBI's taxonomy places the organism in Eukaryota, Metazoa, Chordata, Mammalia, Carnivora, Felidae. Gene Ontology annotation, biological process: proteolysis. Gene Ontology annotation, cellular component: cytoplasm.